Messenger RNA from Aspergillus puulaauensis, 1092 nucleotides. RefSeq names its product polyubiquitin-binding protein UFD1 (gene UFD1). Gene Ontology annotation, molecular function: polyubiquitin modification-dependent protein binding. Gene Ontology annotation, cellular component: VCP-NPL4-UFD1 AAA ATPase complex. The coding region runs from base 1 to 1092 and encodes 363 amino acids. The record is from RefSeq and is a predicted model, not a curated record. NCBI's taxonomy places the organism in Eukaryota, Fungi, Ascomycota, Eurotiomycetes, Eurotiales, Aspergillaceae. The transcript has 3 exons.
AUGUUUCGAGGUGGCUAUUGGGACGACGAUCCCAUGGAUGGAAUGAUUCGACAUGGAGCUUCGCGCCGAUUCGAUGAAUAUUAUCGAUGCUAUCCCGUCGCUAUGAUGCCUGGUCCCGAAAGAGAGAAUGUGAAUCACGGCGGCAAGGUCAUCAUGCCUCCCAGUGCCCUCGACAAAUUAACUCGACUACACAUCACAUAUCCUAUGCUGUUUGAGCUGCAUAAUGGAGCAAAAGAGAAAAUGUCUCACGCUGGUGUUCUGGAGUUUAUUGCUGAAGAGGGAAAGAUUUACCUACCGUACUGGCUAAUGCAAACACUCCUUCUCGAACCCGGCGACUUAGUGCAAAUCAAGUCGACCGACCUUCCUCCCGGCCGUUUCAUUAAGCUCCAAGCUCAAUCCACAUCUUUCCUCGACAUUAGCGACCCGAAGGCGGUUCUCGAAAACGCUUUUCGAAAUUUCUCUUGCCUUACGAAAGAUGAUGUGUUCACGUUUGCGUAUAAUGAUCAAGUUUACGAAAUGGCCGUGCUGGAAACGAAGCCCGCGAACGAGACGAGCGCUGUAUCUGUCCUGGAGACCGAUCUUGAAGUUGAUUUUGCACCGCCUGUGGGAUACGAGGAGCCGCAGCGGCCGAGUGGCACCAGCACACCAGGAAGCGUGGUCAGCGGGAGGCUGCCGGCCGGCGGACUUCUUCACCCACACGGUACUAUGGCACAGUCGAUCAACUACGCGGCUAUAGCGCCGGAGUCCACAGACGCUGCAGCAGGUGCACGAGCGGUAUCGUCGAACUUUCUGUCUAGCGGUCACCGAUUGAAUGCCAAGAAAGGAAGCAAAACCCCAACACCAACGGCAUCAACUCCCACUCCAGGAGCAUCGAAUCCGCAACACCCUCCUCCUCCCGUUAGAACGACAAAUGGCCCGCAGCCACUACGCUUACCCCCCAACCAACUAUUCUUCGGCUACGCUAUUAAGCCUGUACCAAAACGAGAUGAGAGUGGAAAGGUUGUUGAGGAAGAGAAACCUCGCUUCCAGGGAACCGGCCAGUCUCUUCGAGCAAAGAAGAAAGGCGUAGAAGGUUCGUCCACGCCUACAUGA